Molecule: messenger RNA, 4312 nt
Organism: Humulus lupulus (European hop)
Lineage: Eukaryota; Viridiplantae; Streptophyta; Magnoliopsida; Rosales; Cannabaceae
Product: probable leucine-rich repeat receptor-like protein kinase At1g35710
Exons: 3
Coding region: 64-3846 (1260 amino acids)
Biological process (GO): protein phosphorylation
Molecular function (GO): ATP binding; protein kinase activity; protein binding
Source: RefSeq, a predicted model, not a curated record
UGAUUCUGAAAGUCAAGAAACCAGUUUUAUUCGGAUUAAGCUCUACAAACUGAAGCCAUCACCAUGAAAAUAGUUCCAAGAACUCGUUUCUCUCUUCUUGUUCUCCUUCUGCUUCACAUUUUUGUGUUUUCUUUACUUCCAUUGAAGAUUGCUUCCUCGCCAAGAACACAAGCAGAGGCUCUGAUCAAAUGGAAGAACAGCUUGGCCAUGGAACCAUCAACUCUGGAUUCAUGGUCCAACAACAAUAUCAACAAUCUCUGCAACUGGACUAAUGUUGUCUGCGAUGGCUCCACUAGAGAAAUCUCACAAAUAGACCUCUCAAACUUGAAACUGAAUGGAACACUGGACCAGUUCAACUUCUCUCCAUUCCUUAACAUCACUGUCUUCAACCUCAACAACAACGGUUUCUCUGGUUCCAUACCAACAGCCAUUGGUAAUCUCACCAAGCUCACUGUGUUGGACUUGAGUGACAAUUAUAUUAAAGGACAGAUACCAGUGGAGAUAAGCCGGUUAACAGAGCUUCAGUAUCUCAGUCUGUUCAACAAUUUUCUUGAGGGGCCAAUCCCUUACCAGCUCACCAAUCUACCAAAGGUAUGGUACUUAUCUCUUGGAGUAAACAAGUUGGAGAAUUCUGAGUGGUCUAAAUUUCCAAGAAUGCCUUUGUUAACCUACCUUGAUCUAAAUUUGAACAACUUUAAUUCAACAUUCCCAGAUUUCAUAACAAAGUGUGGAAACUUGUCCUUCCUAGACGUGUCCCGAAAUAGUUGGACUGGCCCAAUUCCAGAAUUUAUAUUUUCCAAUCUGGGCAAACUCCAAUCUUUCAAUCUCACUAAUAAUCAAUUUAAGGGACCUUUGUCAUCAAACAUUUCAAAGCUUUCUCAGCUCACACACCUUCAUUUGCCAAAUAACCUUCUCAGUGGUGAAAUACCUCAAGGAAUCGGUCUCCUACAUAAUCUUGAGGUUCUUGAAUUGUAUGAAAAUUCCUUCAGUGGGAGAAUUCCUUCUUCUAUUGGCCAACUCAAGAAUCUCUUGCGUCUUGAUCUACACAAGAAUUUAUUAAACUCAACAAUUCCUUCAGAGCUUGGUUCUUGUACUAAGCUCGUUUACUUGGCUUUGAGUGCAAAUAGUCUCCGUGGUGAAUUGCCUUUGUCAUUAUCCAAUCUGAAUAGUAUCACAGAAAUUGGCUUAUCAAAUAACAAACUUUCAGGCCCUCUCUCCUCAGCCUUGAUCUCUAAUUGGACUGCUCUCACCUCAUUGCAAGUGCAACACAACAGCCUCAGUGGGCACAUUCCAAAAGAAAUUGGGCUAUUGAAGAACAUCACCUUGAUUUACCUGUUCCGAAAUUACUUGAGUGGUCAAAUUCCCACAGAGAUUGGAAACUUGAAGGAACUUAGUGACUUGGAUCUUUCUUCAAACCAUCUCACGGGUCCAAUUCCAACUUCUCUGUGUAACUUAAGAAAUCUCUUUUCUGUGCAACUUUUCUACAACAAUCUUAACGGAACCAUUCCACCAGAGAUUGGAAACUUGAAAAAACUAGCAAAGUUGGAUCUUUCUUGGAACCAUCUUAAUGGUCCAAUUCCAACUUCUCUAUGGAAUCUCAAAAACCUCGUCUCUGUGAAACUUUUCCACAAUAAUCUGGUUGGAACCAUCCCACCAGAGAUUGGAAAUCUAGUAUCACUGUCAACUUUUGAUGUUAACACCAACAGACUCUCAGGAGAGUUGCCGGUUAACAUUUCCAGCCUCAGCAACUUGGAGAGGUUCUCUGUUUUCACCAAUAACUUCACAGGAACAAUCCCCAGAGACUUUGGGAAGAACAGUCCUAAGUUGACAUACAUUAGCUUUUCAAACAACUCAUUUUCCGGAAAGUUGCCACCAUAUUUGUGUAAUGGGUUCAAGCUAGUGAAUUUGACUGUAAACAACAACAGCUUCACGGGACCAUUGCCCGAGUGCCUAAGAAAAUGCACCAAUUUGAAGAGAGUAAGGCUUGACGAGAAUAAUUUCACAGGAAAUAUUACUGAUGCUUUUGGUGUUCACCCCGCUCUUGAUUUCGUUCGACUAAGCGACAACCAAUUUGUUGGUCAAAUUUCAAGUACGUGGGGGAAAUGUGUGACUCUCACCAAUUUACAGAUGAGUCGAAACAAAAUCUCUGGUAAGAUCCCACCUGAACUCGGGAAUGCAAAAAAUUUGCAAGUUUUGAGCUUAGAGUCUAACGAGUUAAUUGGGGAAAUUCCAACUCAACUGGGAAACCUCAACAAGUUGUUCCUUCUCACCCUCAGCAAUAACCAUUUCACAGGGAGCAUCCCUCGAAGCCUGUCCAAUCUAACUAAGCUGGAAACUCUUGAUGUAUCUGCGAACAAUGUUUCUGGGACCAUUCCAACUUGGCUCGAGGAUUAUAAAUUUUUGUCGAGCUUGAAUCUAAGUCACAACAAGUUUUCUGGCGAAAUACCUCAAGAGCUUGGCAACUUGGGCUCGUUGAAGUACAUGUUGGAUCUCAGCAGCAAUUCUUUCACUGGAGAAAUCCCAUCAAACUUGGCCAAGCUUUCAUCACUGGAGAUCCUUGACGUCUCACAUAAUAAACUCUCCGGCAAUAUCCCAUCGUCGUUUUCCAGCAUGGUUAGUCUAGUUUCGGUCGAUUUUUCCUACAACAACUUGACGGGUCCAAUCCCAAUUGGGAAACCUUUCGAAAACGAGAACGCCUUCUUGGGAAAUCCUGGCUUAUGCAGAGACACUGAAGGGUUCAACCUCAAUCUGUGUAGCCCAACGUUAAACAACAAAUCAAGCAACAAGAUUCUUAUAGGGGUUCUUGUUCCCGUCUGUGCUUUGAUAAUACUUGCCAGUGUGACUGUUAUAAUUUGCUUAUUGCAUCAGAAAGGCAGACUCCUCGACGAUGAGAACCGAAGCAAUGACAAGUUCGAAAAAGAAUUAAAGUUCACUUUCCGGGAAAUUGUUAAUGCCACUGAGGACUUCUCCGAGAAAUACUUCAUUGGAAAAGGAGGAUUUGGUAGUGUGUAUAAGGCUGUUCUAUCUUCGGGUACUGUUGCUGUCAAACGUUUGAACGUGUCCGACUCGAACGAAGUCCCGAAGAGUUUCCUUAACGAGAUAAAGACUUUGACUGAAGUCAGGCACCGAAACAUCAUAAAGCUAUAUGGAUUUUGUUCAAGGAGGGGCUGCAUGUACUUGGUGUAUGAAUACAUACAGAGAGGAAGCUUGGCAAAAGUUUUGUAUGGCUUAGACAGUGAAGAUCUUAUCUGGGAAACAAGGAUGAAAAUCGUUCAAGGCCUGGCUCAUGCGCUUGCUUACCUACACCAUGACUGUUCUCCGCCCAUUGUCCACCGAGAUGUCACCUUGAACAAUACACUUCUCGAGUGGGACUUUGAGCCUAAACUGUCGGAUUUUGGCACAGCCAGAAUGUUGAACCCUGACUCUUCUAAUUGGACUAACGUUCAGGGGUCAUAUGGCUACAUGGCACCAGAGCUGGCGCAGACAAUGCGUGUAACAGAUAAGAGUGAUGUGUAUAGUUUUGGAAUUGUGGUAUUAGAAUUAAUGAUGGGAAGGCACCCUGGGGAGAUGCUGGAAUCACUAUCAGCAUCAACAAGAGGAUUGUCAAAUGGUACUGAAUUGCUUCUCAAGGAUGUCUUAGACCAGAGGUUGCCUCCUCCAGAUGGGGAAUUGGCUAAGGCAGUGGUGUUCAUGGUGACUAUAGCCUUGUCAUGCACUAGAACCAACCCUGACAAGCGGCCAAGCAUGCGGUUCGUGGCACAAGAGCUAUCGGCUCGCAUUCAGCCUUACCUCUCUGAACCCUUUGGCUCCAUUACCAUGAACAAGUUAACGGGCUUUCGAACGUGAGAAGAAAAUGUGGAUGGAUCCUGUUCGACCAUCGACCACAUAAUUAUUGAUUCGUCAAAUCUCGCGAUUAGGUGCGACCAAUCUGGUCGCGUACUUUCAUUCACUUCUUUUGGGAUACACAAUCUUGUAAUAAUUGCAUUAAUUAUUAUGUUCCUUUAUUACCCUUGAUACGCAGAUCUUAAUUGUAAUUAAGGUCCAUCGGCCCAUGUAACCCCAUUGAGCCUAUAAAUAAGAAUCAAAGGACUCAAGGAAAGGACUUUUGAAUUUUGAAUCUUGGUACUCAGAGAGAAGCAUAUAGUGUGAUUGUUCAUCGAGAUUGUAAUCUCCCAAGGCUUGUGAAACUCGUGAACCUAGUUCAUUGAUCACAAUAUUGAGAUUCAAUAUCAAUAAGAACACUAAGUGGAGUAGAUCAUUACCAUCCAUCGAGGCCGAAUCACUAUAAAUCAUUUGUGUCAUUUGCUUUCCA